GGCGAGAGAGAAUGAAGCGACUAAAUGCGGAAGCGCUGUCUGGGCAGUCGGUGGGCGACGGGAGGGGCCAACGGGGGAGGGGUAGAUAGGGGCGUGCCGAAGCGGUCGGACGACUGGAGUCAAUCGGCAAGUCAAGGCCCGAGUGGGGCGGGAGGGGGAGGAAUUGCCGGAAGAGGAAAUGGCAAGAUUUUGCGGAGGAGGGUACAGUGAAUGAAGAAGGUGGGGGAGGGAAGGGCCGAUGAGCUGGGCCCGAAGAAGCGUAUUGAUGAUGAUGCGCAUGCAAUGCAGCUGAAGUGAGAGCCCGGGGAGGCCACAGUGGAUGCAUUCGGCUGCCUUCAAGACUGCAGCUGCUGCGUCGUUGCUGCAAUUCACUCUCUAUCUAUCUAUCCCUCUAUCCCUCUACCUCUCUCCCUCCCUCUCUAUCUGAUCCCGUGUUUCUUUCCAACAUCUGCCGGGUCGCGACGCCGCAUCUGCUACUAUCUCUCGAGCUCCUGCGACUCUCCACCUGGAAGACAGUCGAGCUCUCUCGGGAUCCGCUUCCACGCAUACCUUCAUCUGUCGACACACCACCACCACCACUUCAACUGCGGCGAUUUUCGGCAUUCGGUCUGCGCCGUUGUUUUGGACCGUCGACGGCGAUUUCGCGGACCGAGGGGAAUAGGGCGCGGAGAGGGACGGAAUUGAGGAAUUAUCAUGGCGGGAGCAUGCACAGGGUACCAAUGGAGCCACGGGCAGUACCAGAGGUCCAAUUGCUCGCAGGAGAGCUCUACUUUCUUCAUCAUUCUGGGAUUUACCAUGCUCGUUCUGCUGGUCCUUCUGGGCCUCAUUCUCGUCAUCGCUUGCUUCAGAAGAAAUCGACGCGCCAGCGCCAGCGCCUCUUCUGGCCAAUCGGGUGCGCCGGGCAGUACAGAUGACUGCGUAAUUCAGAUGAAUGGCGCCGGUGCCGGAGCGGGAUACUUCUAUGGCAAGGAUCUCGAGGCCGUCAAGUGCGUGAUUAUGGCCGGUGAGGAUAAGCCCACGUUUCUCGCCCAUCCCGUCGCCAUGUCGCUCGUCCGGGACGAAAAUUCCAAGCAAGAAGAAAAGAAUAUCGGCGAGACCUCGAAGCAGCAGCAACAAUCGGUGGAAAUGGUUUGAUGAGUCCUGGGGCGUUGUAGUCCAAUCGAUAGCUCGAGAGCUCGAGGGAGAGAGAGCGAUAGAGGUAGGGUUGUGAUGGAGGGAGCGAGGGAGGGAAAGUAUGGGGGGAGAUUCAGGGGAGGGGUGAGUAUGGAUCGAAGAAAAAUGUACCCGCAGAGAGAGGUUCCGAGGUCGAGCUGCUUCAUUGCAAUCGAGUCGACUGGCAAUCGCUCCUCGUCUUUACGAAACGUCCCAAUGGAUGAGAUUUGUUCAGGGGUUUGAGGUGUUGGUUUUACGGAGCAUACGAGUCGGGCAUACCUUCAACCCAUUGCUGCGGUUCACCCAUAGAGGAGUCCCAUAGAACCAUGUGGCGCGGGUGAACGCGUUCCUCGAGGCACGAACGAUCAAGAGUUUAGUUCAAUUUCGCUGCACGCUGCCGAGCACAACUGGGAGCGCCAAGGGAAAAAUUUUACCGGCCCCAGCUGAAGUAAGAAGACUGUCAAAGAGCAUAUACCGUUUCUGAACAUGUUUCUCGAAGGCACGGCUCUUGAAUCACGUUUAGCACUCACUGUCAAUAAUCAAUCUGUCGAGGUAAUAGCGAAAGUCGUGAGGGGUUUUUCUAGAUUUGUACUCGUGAAAGAUCAUAACUAGCAGAUUCGUGCAUCCGUUCUUUUGUUUACACUUGCAGACAAAACCUGUACAAAAUUUUAUCCGGGUCCAGCUGUAGAGUUUAGCUCAAUUAUUCAGUAGUUAGCGUACCUACUUUCUCUUGAGGUGAUUGAGAUGUAUCAUCCAUAGGCAACUGUAUAUAACACCAGCUUGAGCUCGAGGGUUUUUAUCAUUUGUUAGCUUCCUAUAUAUCGAACAAAAUCUCACUUCUGCCAUACCCCG
This is a messenger RNA of Marchantia polymorpha subsp. ruderalis, 2004 nucleotides long. The record is from the annotation of a GenBank genome assembly. NCBI's taxonomy places the organism in Eukaryota, Viridiplantae, Streptophyta, Marchantiopsida, Marchantiales, Marchantiaceae.